This is a messenger RNA of Habropoda laboriosa, 768 nucleotides long. RefSeq lists its product as uncharacterized. The coding region runs from base 1 to 768 and encodes 255 amino acids. Lineage: Eukaryota; Metazoa; Arthropoda; Insecta; Hymenoptera; Apidae. The transcript has a single exon. The record is from RefSeq and is a predicted model, not a curated record.
AUGGAUCUAUCCAAGUGUGUGUUAUUCUUGUUGGCAUGCUGUGUCGCCUGUCACGCGUCCACAGGGACCAAAGACGAAGACACCUUGAUGGACAGAGGCUUCAGAGCAAUGUACAGGGUCUACGAGGAUUGUCAGCACAGGAAUAUCGCUAUUUCACCGUGUCUGAAGAAGAAAGCUAUCGCUUUCUUCGAGAGAUUAGGCAGGAUGAGACUUCUGCCGCUGUCCGACAGCUUCGAAUUAGUCAGAACCUCCGACGAGAUGCCUAAGAGCUCCGCCUCCGAGCUGGAAGCCAGCUUGGGAAGGACCGUGAGCAGCAAAGACGAGAUUCUGAACGAAAUCUUGUUCGACAGGGUUGCCUCGCUGCUGAACAGCUUCAACAUUCAGAUUCGUCUGCCUAGAACCAGUCCUGGCGAGCUGAAGAGAGGCAUGGAGGAGGGUAGAGGCAAGAUGAAGAAGAUGAUGGGCAUGAUGAUGAUGGGAAUGGCUAUGAAGAUGGCUGCGCUGAUACCAAUUGCACUCGGAGUGUUGUUCUUACUGGCUGGAAAGGCUUUGAUCAUCAGCAAGAUCGCUCUGGUCUUGUCGCUGAUCAUCGGCCUGAAGAAACUGCUGAGCCAGAAGCAGAGUCACGAUCACGGCGGUUGGCAACAGGGCGGAGGUGGCUGGGACAGAAGUCUGAAGAACGUUUUGAGCUCCACAGAGUCGACGACCACCGAACAAAUACGCGAGUACGCUCACAGCCUGGCCUAUUCGGCGAGGCAGCAACAUUGA